UUCAAAGUUUCCGUGGCGAGUCACAACCAAAUCGUAUUCCAGAAAAAAUGUAACGGAGGAGUUGUUUUCAUUGGACAUACAGAGCGGCAGAAACCACGAGUGCGAAGUUAGAAAAGUUUCUAAGGGAACGGCGAUUUGUGCCCUCUGUUUCCCUCUAGAUAUCUCCCGCUGGAAGAAGAACUACCCCUGAAACACACAUGGUACAAUCCAAUGCACCUUUUGAUCAUUCCAGCAGAAGCAGCAGCGACUGACUGUGGAACAACAUUUCAAGGUUCUUGGUGGAGUUGCGGCGGCGUUCUGAUUUGUCUGUGUAGUUCAACUUAACCCGUGUCCGAACGGGAUCACAGACGCCUUAAACAAUGAUUUUUAAAGAGUUCUUCAUCUAAUUCAGUUGAUCUAAAGGGUGCUGAUACUUAAAAAAAACCCAAAAACAAAAACAUUUGCGAAAACACAGCGCGACCGAAAGAGGAUUCUUCGCGAUGAGGCUCACUGCGGUGCUUUGUGGCAGUCUUUUAACUUUCAUGCUUCUCGCCGAAGGUGUUUUAAGUGCUGCCGAAUGCUCCUGUGGGAGAAAUCACUUCACAUGUGCGGUCAGUGCAUUUGGCGAGUGCACAUGCAUCCCGGCGCAGUGGCAGUGUGACGGGGACAAUGACUGUGGAGAUCACAGUGAUGAAGACAGCUGCAUUUUGCCCACGUGCUCGCCACUAGACUUUCACUGCGACAAUGGAAAAUGCAUCCGACGCUCAUGGUUAUGUGAUGGAGACAAUGACUGUGAGGAUGACUCCGAUGAACAAGACUGUCCACCACGAGAAUGUGAGGAAGAUGAGUUCCAUUGUCAGAAUGGAUACUGUAUCCGCAGCCUGUGGUACUGUGAUGGAGACAAUGACUGUGGAGACAACAGUGACGAGCAGUGUGAUAAGAGGAAGUGCUCUGAUAAAGAGUUCCGCUGCUCUGAUGGAAGUUGCAUCGCAGAACACUGGUACUGUGAUGGAGACUCCGACUGCAAAGAUGGAACUGAUGAAGAGAAUUGCCCAUCUGAUGUGAUGACAGCCACAUGCAGUGUUGAGGAGUUUCAGUGUGCUUAUGGUCGUUGCAUUCUGGACAUCUACCACUGUGAUGGAGAUGACGACUGCGGUGACUGGUCUGAUGAGUCCGACUGUUCCUCCCAUCAACCCUGCCGUUCUGCAGAGUUCAUGUGCAGCAGUGGCAUGUGUAUAAAUGGAGGGUGGAGGUGUGACGGAGAAUUCGAUUGCGACGACCAAUCAGAUGAAAAGAACUGCAGCACAUCGAUGUGCAUGGCUGAUCAGUUUCGCUGUAUGUCUGGCCGAUGUGUGCGGUUAUCAUGGCGCUGUGAUGGAGAAAAUGACUGUUCUGAUGGCAGUGAUGAAGAAGGCUGUGAAAAGACAGAAACUCCUCCAUGCGCGUCGGAUCAGUUCCUGUGUGAGAAUGGCCGCUGUAUUGGCCAGCGUAAGGUCUGUAAUGACAUCAAAGACUGUGAAGAUGGGACUGAUGAACAUCCAUUCCAGGACUGCCGCUCCAAGUCAAGUGAAGAAAAUUGUAAUGUUAACAACGGAGGUUGCUCACAGAAAUGCCAGAUGUCUCGAGGUCUGGUGCACUGCACUUGUCACACCGGCUACACAUUAACACAGGAUGGGAAGAGAUGCAGAGAUGUUGAUGAAUGUGCAGAUGAAGGUUAUUGUAGUCAAGGCUGUACCAACAUAGAAGGAGGAUUCCACUGCUGGUGUGUUCAAGGUUAUGAGCUUCGACCUGACAAGCGCAGUUGCAAGGCUUUGGGUCCAGAACCGGUUUUGUUGUUUGCAAAUCGGAUUGACAUCCGACAAGUUCUACCGCACCGUGCUGAGUACACAUUGCUACUCAAUAAUCUGGAAAAUGCCAUUGCGUUGGACUUUCAUCAUAGCGAAGAGCUAGUGUUCUGGUCCGAUGUCACACUGGACCGUAUCAUGAGAGCCAGCCUCAACGGGAGCAAUGUGGAGGAGGUCGUGUCCACGGGUCUUGAGAGCCCAGGUGGUCUGGCCAUAGACUGGAUUCAAAAUAAGCUCUACUGGACUGACUCGGGAACGUCUCGUAUUGAAGUGUCCAAUCUGGACGGCACACACCGUAAAGUGCUUUUAUGGCAGAGAAUGGAGAAACCCCGUGCGAUUGCUCUGCACCCCAUUGAAGGGAAGAUUUACUGGACUGACUGGGGAAAUAUGCCACGCAUUGAAUAUUCCAACAUGGAUGGCUCUAAUAGGAAAAUAAUUGCUGAUACACACCUAUUCUGGCCCAAUGGACUUACCAUUGACUAUGCCGGUCACCGCAUGUACUGGGUGGAUGCCAAACACCACGUCAUUGAAAGAGCUGACCUGGAUGGGAAGAAUAGAAAGGCUGUCAUUAGCCAAGGUCUUCCACAUCCUUUUGCCAUUACAGUGUUUGAAGACAGUCUGUACUGGACCGACUGGCACACCAAGAGUAUCAACAGUGCAAACAAGUUUACUGGCAAGAACCAAGAGGUCAUCCGGAACAAGCUGCAUUUUCCCAUGGACAUCCACACUCUGCACCCGCAGAGGCAACCCGCAGGAGGGAGGAAUCGCUGUGGGAGCAAUAAUGGGGGCUGCAGUCACCUGUGUCUUCCAAGCAAUAAGACCUACACCUGUGAAUGUCCUACAGGCUUUAAAAAGGUGGACCACUAUAACUGUGCCCAGAGUCUUGACAAGUUCCUGCUUUUUGCCCGAAGGACGGACAUCCGUCGAAUCAGCUUUGACACUGAAGACAAGUUGGAUGAUGUCAUUCCACUGGCUGAUAUUCGAAAUGCAGUGGCCCUGGACUGGGAUUCCAGUGAGCGAUAUAUAUACUGGACUGACGUCACCACCGAUUCCAUCAACAGGGCUAAAUGGGACGGCACCAAACAGGAGGUUGUGGUGGACACAAGUUUGGAAAGCCCUGCUGGUCUUGCUAUUGAUUGGCUUACACAUAAACUGUACUGGACUGACGCAGGCACAGACCGGAUUGAAGUUUCAAACACAGAUGGAAGCAUGCGUACAGUUCUGAUCUGGGAGAAUCUCGAUCGUCCCCGGGACAUUGUUGUUGACCCGAUCGGCGGAUUCAUGUACUGGACAGAUUGGGGUGCAAAUCCUAAGAUAGAGCGUGCUGGUAUGGACGCAUCCAACCGUACGGUUAUCAUCUCAACAAACCUGACCUGGCCUAAUGGGUUGGCAAUCGACUACCACACCGAGAGGCUGUACUGGGCCGAUGCUAGCAUUAAGACCAUUGAGUAUGGCAACUUUGAUGGAUCAGGCAGACAGGUGUUGAUUGGCAGUCAGCUGCCUCAUCCGUUUGGUUUGACACUUCAUGAAGACAGAAUUUAUUGGACAGACUGGCAAUCCAAGAGCAUCCAAAGUGCUGACAAGCUUACUGGUUUGGACCGAAGAACGCUGGCAGAAAACCUUGAAAACCUCAUGGACAUUCACAUGUUCCACCAUCAUAGAACUACAGUCCAGACGCCCUGUUCGGUGAAUAAUGGUGGCUGCAGUCACCUUUGCCUCCUGGCUCCUGCUCCCAAAGCCUCGAGCUGUGCGUGUCCCACUGGUAUCAACCUACAGGUGGACGGAAAGACUUGCACUCACGCAAUGAACAGCUUUCUCAUCUUUGCCCGGCGGACAGACAUCAGGAUGAUUUCUUUGGACAUCCCAUACUUUGCUGAUGUUGUUCUGGCAGUCAGUGUGUCUAUGAAGAACACGAUUGCCAUUGGAGUGGAUGCCGUAGACGGUAAAGUGUACUGGUCAGACAGUACAUUAAAGAAAAUCAGCAGAGCCAAUAUCAAUGGUACAGAACAUGAGGACCUUAUUUCAACUGGUCUAAUGACCACAGAUGGUCUGGCAGUGGAUUCAGUGGGCAGAAAAAUCUACUGGACAGACACUGGGACAAACCGCAUUGAGGUUGCUAAUCUCAACGGCUCAAUGAGAAAAGUGCUGGUGUGGCAGAACCUGGACAGCCCUCGUGCAAUCGCCCUGUUUCAUGAGAUGGGGUACAUGUACUGGACCGACUGGGGUGAACAUGCCAAGCUGGAGCGCUCCAGUAUGGAUGGUUCAGAUCGUGUAGUUCUGAUCAAUAAUAAUCUCGGCUGGCCUAAUGGACUUGCCAUAGACAAAGCUGGUUCACAACUGCUCUGGGCUGAUGCACAUACUGAGCGGAUAGAAGCAUCUGAUCUUAAUGGUUCAAACCGGAAGACCCUGGUGUCUCCUGUGCAGCACCCGUACGGCCUCACUGUGUUGGGACCGCACAUGUACUGGACCGACUGGCAGAGCCGCAGUAUUCAUAGAGCUGACAAGGGAACUGGAGCAAACACCAUCACAGUCCGCUCCAACUUACCUGGUCUCAUGGACAUCCAGGCUGUUGACCGCGCAAGACCUUUGGGCUUCAAUAAAUGCGGCAGGAGAAACGGCGGCUGCACUCACCUUUGCCUUCCUCGGCAUAAUGUGACGUCUUGUGCUUGUCCCACGGGUAUUCUGCUGAAAAGUGAUGGAAGGUCAUGUGACAAUUUGCCUGAAACAUACCUGCUGUUUUCGAAUCGCAUUAGUGUCCGACGAAUCUCUCUAGACACUAAUGACCAUACGGAUGUGUACGUUCCUGUGCCCGAGCUGCAAAAUGUUAUUUCCUUGGACUAUGACAGCAUGGAGAGGAAACUGUACUAUACAGAUGUGUCUCUGGAUGUCAUCAGACGGGUAAAUUUAGAUGGCAGCAAUAUGGAAACUGUGAUCAGUCAUGGUCUGAAGACCACUGAUGGACUUGCUGUUGACUGGGUCGCCCGCAACAUGUACUGGACAGACACUGGCCGUAACACCAUUGAAGUGGCUCACUUAGAUGGCACAUCUCGAAAAGUUCUGGUGAAUAACAGUCUGGAUGAACCAAGAGCUAUCGCUGUCUUUCCUAGCAAAGGGUUCUUGUUCUGGACAGAUUGGGGUCAUAUCGCAAAGAUUGAACGAGCGUACCUGGAUGGCACAGACAGAAAAGUCCUCAUCAACACAGAUCUUGGAUGGCCAAAUGGCUUGACACUGGACUAUGACACUCGCAGGAUCUUUUGGGUGGAUGCACACUUGGACCGCAUAGAAAGUUCUGACUUGAAUGGCAAACUGCGUCAAAUUCUCAUCAGCCCCGUCUCACACCCGUUUGCCCUCACGCAGCAAGACCAUUGGAUUUACUGGACGGACUGGCAGACCAAGUCUAUUCAGCGAGUAGAUAAGCAUACAGGUCGUAGUAAGGAAACUGUGCUGGCUAAUGUAGAGGGCCUCAUGGACAUCAUAGUGGUGUCACCACAAAGGCAGACUGGCACAAACUAUUGCAGUGUGAAUAAUGGGGGUUGCACACACUUGUGUCUAGCGAAGAGCAACGGUUUUGUGUGCGCGUGUCCAGAUGAGCCUGACAGCAGACCCUGCUCUACAAUCUCUGGUUACAUUCCCACGGCACCUGAGAAGGGCACCAUGGGUACUCAGGCCCCUAAAAAACUCCCCACAGAAAAACCUCACAAAGGCCCGUCGGUGGUCAAUUGUACAGAUGCAAGUCUCAAUAAAGAGGACUGCUCUAAGAGCCAUGUGGUUUCUGCACCUCGGGACGCGAGCCCUCAUAUCAGCUACGUGAUUGGCGGAGCUCUGUCAAUUUUGGCGAUCCUGAUACUCAUAGCUGCAUUCAUUAUUUACAGGCACAAAAAAUUCAAGUUUGCAGAUCCAGGAGUCAGCAACUUGACAUACAGCAACCCUUCGUACAGAACUUCAACACAGGAGGUUAAAAUAGAAACGGCCCAGAAACCUACAAUAAACAACCAACUGCGAUAUAAAAAAGAGGUCCAGGGUGUUGGGGAUGGAGGCUACACUAAAGAGAAGAUCCGCAUCGUGGAAGGCGUGUGUCUGCUCUCAGGAGAGGAUCUUUACUGGGAAGACUUGAGACAGUUGAAGGUGUGUCGAGGAGCUGGGCUUCACACCUGCAUGCGCACAGAUACCGUCUCGCUUCAGGCAAGCUCCGCCUCUCUGAAUGAUGGAGAAACUGAACAGCUGCUGCAGGGCGACCAAUCAGAGUGCUCGAGUAUCAACACCACCCUUGCCAUAACGGCCCAACAUCAUAGUGCGCAUCCCGACACCGGCUGGGUCCCGAACCGUAAAGCCUCUACUGAGAGCGAAGUGUGAAAAAUGUAUGAACAGACACGGACAACAUGGAGGCAGACAUAUACGGGAAAACAGAAACGUCAUUGGCGGUUUCACUUAAAAAUUUGCCUGAAAAAGGCUUGAAUGCACACUGUUAUUAGAAGUAAAACAGGUAGGUACAGUCAUAUGGACAUUUAUAUAUGCUUAAGCAGCUGGUACAUAGGAAAGCUAAUUCAUAAAUACAUCAACAGCCAAAUGAACUGUAAAUAGAUUUGAGACGGACCUCAUACUUGAAAGUUUCCUUUGCAUUACUCUAAACGUCAAUAAUACGUGACAUUCUGGAUUGGGAUUGCCUCUAAUGUCUUCUGCCCUCUCGCUUUGGACUGCGCAACGCUUUUUUUUGUGUCCUUUGAACUAUGGAGAAGGUCACAGCACGCUGGAGUCAAAGAACAGGCCUAGUGAGUAGGAAGAAAAGAAACACUGACUGAUAUUUUGAGCCUUUUUGUACACAAGAGAAACUCUUUGAAGUAAACUGCUUUUUGUUUCUAAUGCAAGCUUAUAUUAUCUGUUCAUGGACUAUCAGUUUAGGAAAUGCUCAGCAUCCAGCUCUCAUCUUGUCAUGGUAAAAAUGUAUUUAUGAACUUUCUGUACUUUGGAUUGGGUUUUUAAUGUUUUAUUCUUUUGAAGUAGUUUUUAAAAGCGUUAGGACUGUUGAAAGACUCAUUCACAAAACGUUGUGAUGGUGCCAAAGGACAGAAUUUACAUACUCAUGAAGAAUCACACUGAAUAAAUUACAGUCCAUUUUAAA
This is a messenger RNA of Pimephales promelas (fathead minnow), 6942 nucleotides long. RefSeq names its product low density lipoprotein receptor-related protein 4 (gene lrp4). The record is from RefSeq and is a predicted model, not a curated record. NCBI's taxonomy places the organism in Eukaryota, Metazoa, Chordata, Actinopteri, Cypriniformes, Leuciscidae. Gene Ontology annotation, cellular component: apical plasma membrane; signaling receptor complex; plasma membrane. Gene Ontology annotation, biological process: receptor-mediated endocytosis. Gene Ontology annotation, molecular function: hormone binding; protein binding; calcium ion binding.